AUGAGCACCAUCAACAACAACAAUAACUACCUUAGAGAGAUUGAGGGCAAGUUGGCCCACGACCCGUACUCGAAAAUCGGGCCUCAGCCCAAAGAAAGGUCCAUCUGGGUCCCCUGUCCAGUAAUCGUCGGCGCUGGGCCGUCAGGCCUGGCGUCGGCUGCUUGUCUGCAGGCGAGGGGCGUCCCGUCCCUGAUUCUGGAACGGGACAGCUGCCUCGCCUCACUGUGGCAGCUCCGAACCUACGACCGACUCAAACUCCACCUCCCGAAGCAGUUUUGCGAGCUCCCGAUGGCUCCGUUCCCCGAGGAUUACCCGACCUACCCGACCAAACGACAGUUCGUCGACUACCUCCAAGCCUACGCGGAUAGGUUCGGGCUCCGGCCCAUUUUCGGGUGUCGUGUGGUGGGCGCAGAUUUCGAUGGGGAGUUUUGGAGGGUUAGGACGACGAACGAGGAGGAGGAGGAGGAGGUGGAAUAUGUUUGCCGGUGGCUCGUGGUGGCGACGGGGGAGAACGCAGAGGUGGUGGUGCCAGAAAUCGAGGGGGCAGAGGAGUUUUCCGGCGAGGUGGUACACACGAGUGUGUAUAGAAACGGGGAGGCGUACGAGGGGAGGAGAGUGUGUGUGGUCGGGUGCGGGAACUCGGGAAUGGAGGUUCACAUUCUGCCAAGAGAGAUGAUCGGGAGCUCGACUUUCGGGCUGUCCAUGUGGCUGCUCAAGUGGUUCCCGGUUCGCCUUGUCGAUCGGUUUUUGCUGGCAGUUUCUCGUUUGGUGCUCGGCGACACGGCCCGCUUUGGGCUGAACCGGCCUGAAGUGGGCCCAAUGGAAUUGAAAAGCCUUUCAGGAAAAACCCCUGUAUUGGACGUGGGAACCCUUGACAAGAUCAAAAGAGGUGAAAUCAAGAUACGACCCGCCAUAAGGAGACUAAGACAUAAGUCGGUGGAAUUCAUAGAUGGAACUGUAGAAAAUUUCGAAGCAAUUAUAUUGGCAACCGGUUACAAAAGCAAUGUGCCAUCUUGGCUAAAG
Molecule: messenger RNA, 1023 nt
Organism: Striga hermonthica
Lineage: Eukaryota; Viridiplantae; Streptophyta; Magnoliopsida; Lamiales; Orobanchaceae
Source: the annotation of a GenBank genome assembly